Cucumis melo (muskmelon) is the source of this 2112-nucleotide messenger RNA. RefSeq names its product beta-galactosidase 15-like. Gene Ontology annotation, biological process: carbohydrate metabolic process. NCBI's taxonomy places the organism in Eukaryota, Viridiplantae, Streptophyta, Magnoliopsida, Cucurbitales, Cucurbitaceae. The coding region runs from base 1 to 2112 and encodes 703 amino acids. Gene Ontology annotation, molecular function: carbohydrate binding; beta-galactosidase activity. The transcript is spliced from 2 exons. The record is from RefSeq and is a predicted model, not a curated record. Gene Ontology annotation, cellular component: cell wall; vacuole.
AUGUGGCCUGAUCUUAUUCAAAAAGCUAAAGAUGGUGGACUUGAUGCAAUUGAGACAUACAUAUUUUGGGACCGGCAUGAGCCUCAUCGACGAAAAUACGAUUUCUCUGGGCAUCUAAAUUUUAUCAAAUUUUUUCAACUUAUCCAAGAGGCUGGACUUUAUGUAGUUAUGAGAAUUGGUCCUUAUGUGUGUGCUGAAUGGAACUAUGGAGGCUUUCCAUUGUGGUUGCACAAUAUGCCUGGAAUCCAACUACGUACAAAUAAUCAAGUCUACAAGAAUGAAAUGCAAACUUUCACAACAAAGAUAGUUAAUAUGUGUAAACAAGCCAACCUCUUUGCAUCACAAGGAGGACCAAUAAUAUUAGCUCAAAUUGAGAAUGAGUAUGGAAAUGUGAUGACACCAUAUGGAGAAGCAGGAAAAACAUACAUCAAUUGGUGUGCUCAAAUGGCUGAGUCUCUAAAUAUCGACAUUCCAUGGAUCAUGUGCCAACAGAGCGAUGCCCCACAACCUAUCAUCAACACAUGCAAUGGAUUCUACUGUGAUAAUUUUACUCCUAAUAAUCCUAACAGCCCAAAAAUGUUUACUGAAAAUUGGGUGGGAUGGUUUAAGAAAUGGGGCGACAAAGACCCUCAUAGAACUGCAGAAGAUGUGGCAUUUUCGGUAGCAAGAUUUUUUCAAUCUGGUGGCAUAUUUAACAAUUAUUACAUGUAUCAUGGAGGCACCAAUUUUGGAAGAACAUCGGGAGGUCCAUUUAUCACUACGUCUUAUGAUUAUGAUGCCCCACUUGAUGAAUAUGGAAAUUUGAAUCAACCGAAAUGGGGACAUCUCAAACAACUUCAUGCAUCAAUCAAAUUGGGAGAAAAGAUUCUCACUAAUAGCACCCGCUCGAACCAAAACUUUAGUAGCUCUAUAACAUUAACAAAAUUCUCUAACUUAGAAACAGGAGAGAUGUUCUGCUUUUUGAGUAAUGUAGAUGAAAACAAUGAUGCUAUUAUAGAUUUGUUGGCAGAUAGAAAAUAUUUUCUACCAGCUUGGUCUGUGAGCAUUCUUGAUGGUUGCAACAAGGAGGUUUUCAACACUGCAAAGGUUACUUCUCAAACAUCUAUAUUUUUUAAGGAGCAAAAUGAGAAGGAAAAUGCAAAACUCUCCUGGACUUGGGCUUCAGAGCCCAUGAGAGACACUCUACAAGGAUAUGGCACAAUUAAGGCAAACCUUCUUUUGGAACAAAAAGGGACUACUAUUGAUUCCAGCGACUACUUGUGGUAUAUGACAAAUGUUAACACCAAUGCAACAUCUUCACUUCAAAAUGUGACUCUCCAAGUGAAUACAAAAGGUCAUGUGCUUCAUGCUUUCAUAAAUAGAAGGUAUAUUGGGUCACAAUGGGGGAGCAAUGGACAAAGUUUUGUGUUUGAGAAACCUAUUCAAUUGAAAUUAGGAAACAAUACUAUAACCCUUUUGAGUGCCACAGUUGGACUAAAGAAUUACGAUGCAUUUUAUGACACAGUGCCAACAGGAAUUGAUGGAGGGACUGACCCAGUAGUAUUGGACAUGCAAGGGAUGGGAAAAGGUCAAGCUUGGGUAAAUGGACGAAGCAUAGGCCGAUUUUGGCCUUCUUUCAUUGCUAGUAACGAUAGCUGCAGUGCAACUUGUGACUACAAAGGUGCAUAUGACCCUAGCAAAUGUGUUAAAAAUUGUGGAAAUUCUUCUCAAAGAUGGUAUCACAUUCCAAGAUCGUUUAUGUCUGAUGACAUGAACACAUUAAUUUUAUUUGAAGAAAUUGGAGGAAAUCCUCAAAGGGUGUCUGUUCAAACCAUCACUAUUGGAACUAUAUGUGGAAAUGCUGAUGAAGGAAGCACCUUAGAGCUCUCCUGCCAAGGAGGACAUAUCAUCUCCCAAAUCCAAUUUGCUAGUUAUGGACAUCCAGAAGGAAAAUGUGGUUCAUUUCAGCCAGGGUUGUGGGAUGUGACAAAGAAUACUACUAUAAUGGUGGAAAAGGCCUGUAUUGGUAUGGAAAAUUGUUCCAUUGAUGUAUCUCCAAAUUUAUUCGAAAUGAGCAAUGUUGUAGGCCCAUCUGCAAAAUUGACCGUUCAAGCACUUUGUUCACAUGAUUGA